Molecule: messenger RNA, 2736 nt
Organism: Rhinichthys klamathensis goyatoka
Lineage: Eukaryota; Metazoa; Chordata; Actinopteri; Cypriniformes; Leuciscidae
Gene: cunh8orf34
Product: chromosome unknown C8orf34 homolog
Exons: 16
Coding region: 101-2101 (666 amino acids)
Source: RefSeq, a predicted model, not a curated record
GCUGGAUGUCCGCUCACUUCCCGCUAGAGAUCCGUCCGCAAACCCACACGUUUGAAGAUGCUUGGCUAUAUUUAACCAUAUCUAAACCAUUUGCUGUUUAAUGCAACGCAUUCUCAUGGCGUCUGUUCAGCAAUCAAGAAUUCAGUCAUACCUGGAGAAGAAUAAAAUCGGACCCUUGUUUGAGGAGAUGAUGACCAAGCUGAUAACUGAGACACCAGAUCACCCCAUCCCUUUCCUCAUUGGCCAUCUGCAAACCAAACAGGAGAGCCCCGGCAGGAUUCAGAGGACCCUGUCGGGAUCUGCUGCACUGUGGGCUGAGAGCUCCUCAGAAUACAAAGGUGCACGGCGGGACUCCAGGGGUAAUGAAAAGCCCUGGCAGAUCCAUCCCAAGAAGCCCAAGAAAUCAAAGAGUGACCUGGCUGUGUCCAACAUUUCCCCACCCUCUCCCGAGUCUAAAUCAUUGCCUCGUUCAAUACUGCGUCCUACCUGGGACUGGAGGACUAAACCUGAGGGUCGAGACUUUAAUGAGUUCAAUCACAUACUGCAGGAGAGCAAGAAGCUUGGCAAAGCCCUGGAGAAUCUGUCCCGCAGCAUUGCUGUUUCUGACGACUUUGAUCUGGACCCUCGGGCGUAUAACUCUGUACAGAGGCCUCGCGUGGUGGGUGAGUGGGUGGGCCGCGAGGAGGAAGAUUCAGACCCCCUUGCGGCUGAGAUGCUUCAGCCCCCUGUCCCAAGAGCCAAAACUGAGGGUUGGGCGAGCAAAGACAACAGUCCUGUUGGAAGCUUGAAAAUGGAGACGAAGGGUAAAGGACUAAAACAGCAGCAACAGAAUCACAAGAAACUUCUGGCAGCCAUGUUGUCUCAGGACUCGUUUGACUCCAUGCCUGACUCGGCCCCCUCAGUCACUGAAGACGAGAUGGAAGAUGAGGAUGAUGCCAUGGAGCUGCUAGAGGAUCUGGAUGACCUGCGAAUGGAGGGGGUCACUGGCCUGUUGCCGUCUGGCAGUAAGUUCAGCCAGGGCCGCAGCUCCUACUGUUCAGAACCCCAGGCCAAAGUCACUCUCAACAUCUGCUCAAGGUGUGCAAGGCUUCAAGGGGACAGUCUAACUGCAAGGCCUGAAGAGGAACCCCAUGUCCCGGAGCAAGCCGUGCCAGAAAUACCUUGGCCGUGUAAGUACCUCACAAGCAAGACCGUAGAAAACCCCACCCUGCUUUUCUCCUCUCAGACGAUCCCCUUAAAUCACAGGUCAUAUCCAGAAAGAGCAGAUUCAUGUCCAUUACCUGCGGUGACAGAAACCCUGACAGCACCAGAAGAUCUGCAGACGGCCUCUCAGGUGACAGGGCAGCGUCACCUUGUCUGGGCAUCGGAUGUGAAGCCGAUCAGAGGCACGAGCCCCCAGACACCCAGACGUGCUCUGCAACUCCAGGACUCGCUUUUCUCCAAAGAACUGGAGAACAUGGGCAAACAUCUUGCCGAGGUGGAGAAGGACUUGGCCAAGCUGGCAGAGCAAGGGAAGCUGAACCGAAGUCCAAACAGCCCUCAUAGGAGUUUGCUUUUAACCCCCCUCUUCCACACCACCAACACUCUGCCUGUGCUCGGACAGGCGUCCAGACCACAGUCUCCCAGCAGCCUUUCCACAAAGACCACAGGCCUGCCCCUUCACAACACUAAGCCCACAAGCCUAGUCAUGGGCCGGACAUCUCCCAGCAACCCCAGCAGCCGUGCCCAGACCCCUAGUGGAGCACGGACACCAAGCAGACCUUUGACCCCCAAUAGUCUCAUGAUGCGCUCGUUGACUACCGGAAGUCAUGGAAACACAGAACGCUUGUACGGGCGCUCUAGAAGUAGACCUGUCACGCCGACAGGACAGAUAACCAGACCAAUCCUCACACCGCCAGGCCUGAGCACUACUGAUUUAUAUGGAGGUCUAUGGAGCACACUGACAGAGGAUGAGUUUUACCAGCAGUUGCAGGCCGUCAGGAAGCCCUGGCGCAUCCCUAGCGACACAGAGAGUGACUGUCUGGAACCACCUGAACAGGACAACUGUAAUCCAAGUGGAGUGAGGGAUGCCAGCAAGAGAUCGGUGUUCUCAGGCUUGUAACGGUGUGUAUGGAGGACACAGAGCCAAUCAAACAUUUAUGCAAUUUAAACGGGCAUUCGAAUAGUGCGAGUCAGCAAGAGACACUUAUUUUUUUUAUUUUGACCAGAGGAAAGAUUGUGUACUUUUUCCACAGAUGCCAAUAUUUCUUAGAAAUAAAACCAUUACAACCAUUUGAAAUUCUAGAAUGUAAUGUGUUUAUCAGAAAAAGAUAAGCCUGCACUUGAACUUUUUUGUCUGUUAGCAUGCUUCUUGUCUGAUCAUAAACGUAUUUAUUGCUGCCUUGCAUUAAUAAACACAAUUUAUCACAUGAUGUGCCAAAUCAAUAGUUGAUAAAGGGAUUUUUGAAAAGCCUUUUCAAUAAAAAUCAACAAAACUGGACGUUUUGUGGCAUUAGCAGAGUAUUUUUUGAAUGUUACAAAUGUUCCUGUAUGUGUAAUGUUGGACAUGCACAGCACUGCCCCUGCUGACCUCAGCAUGACACUCUCUCAUUCCCAACAGCAUUGUGUGUCUACAACUGGAGAGGACACAUUUCUAAUGAACUUACUUUGACUUUUAUACCCACAGAAAUAUAUGUAGCCUGUUACACCUGUUAUAUCCUUGUAUAAUGCUAAAUAAAAAGAUUUGUAUAAAGUUUG